Trypanosoma brucei brucei TREU927 is the source of this 318-nucleotide messenger RNA. RefSeq lists its product as hypothetical. Bases 1 to 318 code for a protein of 105 amino acids. Lineage: Eukaryota; Euglenozoa; Kinetoplastea; Trypanosomatida; Trypanosomatidae. The record is from RefSeq and is a predicted model, not a curated record. The transcript has a single exon.
AUGCUGACGUGCGCCGCCGCUCACGCGCUCACGUAUUUUAAUGGGAUCUUUAGUUUGUUGGGGCCGUGGCCGCCGGUGUGUGGGUGUGGUGGCAUUACAAUGCUGGAAAAAAAGAAAGAAACAAUGGGGGAGACGUCUAACGGAUCAACUGGGUGGAUCGCCCCCCCCCCCCCCACACACACACAAGGGCUGCAGAAGGUGCUACGAGCGUGGAGAGCUUUGGUAACGUGCUUCCCUGUAGGCACGUUUGCGCAUUUCAUUGUGGAUUUGGUUAAACCGGCGAGGCUUGCAGCUAAGUGCCACAAACGCGUUGCUUAG